Blepharisma stoltei is the source of this 2662-nucleotide messenger RNA. The record is from the annotation of a GenBank genome assembly. NCBI's taxonomy places the organism in Eukaryota, Ciliophora, Heterotrichea, Heterotrichida, Blepharismidae.
AUGAGUUCCAGGCUCGCACUUAUAAGCAAAAAUAUCAUAUGUGAAGGGUAAAUCCUAUUUAGCUCCCGUCAGCCCUAUCAUGGAUUUAUCUUGGUCGAAGACGGUACAAUUUCCCAAAUCCUCCCUUAUAAUAAAGAUACUUAUGAUACUCUUAUGGAAGAGUACCUCGUAGAGGAUCUAGGCGAUCUUUUCAUAUCUCCCGGGCUGAUAGAUUUAAAUGCAUCUUUUGGCUGUGAAGGGGUCUCAGUCACAACCAAGGCUGGGCUUAGUGGAGGAGUUACAUGCAUUUCAACGACUGACAAACUUGACGGUGAAAUUUACACUGAUAUAGCACCUUUGGUACAAAUUUCAGACGAUAAGAUCGAAGAAAUUCCUAGCCUUAUUAAUGGUAAUGCUUUUGGGUUGAAAGCAUUUUUAGUCCCACAAGGCCCAGAAACGCAAAUUUUGACAAAAAUUGAAGAAGUCUUGAGGGCGGCUGGGGAAAAUUUCCCGAUCUUUAUACACCCGGAGUUUACAAGUCAUAAGGAGCUGCUGGAGAAUACACCGUUUAGAAUGGUGGAACCUGAAGAAAGAGGUAGAAUGCCAUCAGAAUUUAAGAUUGAGGAGUUUCCGGAAAGUGAGGAAUCAAGCUCUAGCAGUGAUGAAAAAAAAUCCUAACUCCCCCCCCUCCGUGAGCGAACAAAACCAUUAGAAAAAUCGCCAUUUUUUGACCAAAAACCCACCCUCCGUGAGUGAACAAAAAUUUUUUUAAUAGAAAAAAUUUUAAUGGAAAAAAAUUUUGAUAUAUAAGUGAUAAUUAGUAUAAUGAAAUCUAGAGCUAAUUCUGUUUAAUUUUAAACAAAUUGCGUUUUAAAACAUAAAUUUUGCAAAUUAAAUUAAUAUUUGCUUCCCAAUUUUUGCAAAUUAGGAUUUUUUUAAAUUUCGAAAAAAAAAUAUUUUUUAUAAAAUUUAUAUAUAAAUUUUUUUUUAAAAAAAAAAAAUUAACCCCCCUCCGUGAGCGAACAAAAUUUUUUUGUUCGCUCACGGAGGGGGGGGGGGAGUAAAGUUUAUUUAAAUGAUUAAAAAAGCAUUUUUAUAGAAGCUUUUUCGAUGAAAUUUGAGCCAAAGCAUAAGUUUGCAAAAGGCAGAGUCAUUAAAAUAAGUUUUUUAAAUUGUGAUAAGACAAAAAUAAAUCCAUAAAUCUAUAAUGAAUCAAUUUUGUCUUAUAAGAGAAGAAAAUAUCAAUGCAGUAUAUCAAAUAAAGCAGGUGAUUUAGCGCCGCAUAAAAAUACUCAAUAGUUUAAUUUAGAUUAGAUGAAGAAAUUCAGCCUUUUGAUUAUACCCCUGAUGAAAGCCCUACAACCAAAGAUGCAGGCGGAAUCCGCAGAACUUCAUUUAAAAUUCCUGUCGUAAUUUCUCCAUUUGAACUUUCUCCAAGAAAAAGCCCUGACAAAAAGCGUGGAUCUUUGCCUAACGUUUUAAGUAUCAUCCAAAAUCGACAUCCAGCUGAAGAAAUAAAAAUCACUCCAAAUAAAACAAAAGAAAAAAGGCACUCAAUUUUGUGUACUUUAGGGACAAAAAAUAAGCCAAUUCCUCCACAGGAUUUGCCGUUUAUGAAAAGAGGCAGCAUUAGCUCAGAGUCUUAUAAAUAUCAUAUUAUAUAAAAAUUACCUAUAAACUUCCAAUUUGUCUAUUAUUUUAUUUUUUUUAUAGAAAAUGACUAAUAAAUCCCUAGUAAAAAUCUUGAAAAUCCUAAAAUUUUAUAUCAAAACCUUUCCAGAAAACUGGGAAACGGACGCUGUCGAAAAAGUCUUAAGCUUAAAUAUCAAGGCAAAAAUUCAUUUUUCUAACGUCUGCUCUAACAAAGCUAUAGAGCUUAUUAGAACCUACAGAGACUCCUACCCACACCUUACUUGUGAGUCUUCUUUACCUUAUUUAUAUUUUUCAAAUGAAGACGUAAAGCCAGGAGAUACACGCUACAAGCUAAACCCACCAAUAAGGGACAGCAAGAAUUUCAAGCUUUUAUGGGACUCUUUAAAACUCCGCUAUAUAGACUCUAUAUCAAGCUACCAUCAGCCUGUGUCUCCUCCUCAAAAAUUUUUAGGGGAUUUUAGAAGAGCUGUUAAUGGAGUAUCAAGUAUGGGCUAUUUGCUACAAGGUAUAUGGACAAAACUCAAAGCUGAUGUAAGGGAGGAUAAUGAAAAAUCAUUUUUAGUUUUAAUGUCUCAGUGGGUUUCUCAGGUUCCUGCAGAAAUUUUAGGAUUGAAAAAUAAAGGAUCAAUUUCUGCUGGAAAUGGAGUACUUUUUUGAUAGGAACAUUUUGAUAGAUAAAUUUUUCCCAAGAAAUUUGAUUGAAUUUUUAUCCUCUUAAGAUAUUUGAUCGAAAUUUAAUCAUUUUUUCAGAAAAAUUUCGAAAAAAAAUACCCGAGAAAUCACACUGCCUAAACAUUCGGAUAAAUGGCAUGCAGCCGCUGGAAAAGAUGCUGAUUUUGUUGUAUGGGACCCUUAUCAGAAAUUUGAAGUAAAAUCAACUGAAAAUAUCCCUUCAGAGAUGUCACCACUGAUAGGAGAAGAACUUUAUGGAAAAGUGAUGAGGACUUAUAUUAGAGGUAAAUUAGCAUUUAAUGAAAAUACAAGGAUGGUUUGUGCAGUUGGAGAGGUGCUGAGGAGAAACGAUAAAUAG